This is a messenger RNA of Phoenix dactylifera (date palm), 2573 nucleotides long. Its product is annotated as TIM-barrel signal transduction protein. The record is from RefSeq and is a predicted model, not a curated record. NCBI's taxonomy places the organism in Eukaryota, Viridiplantae, Streptophyta, Magnoliopsida, Arecales, Arecaceae. Gene Ontology annotation, biological process: carbohydrate derivative metabolic process. Gene Ontology annotation, molecular function: catalytic activity; carbohydrate derivative binding.
AUUACCAACUCCCGUAGUAAAGAAGGAAAGAAAGAAAGCAGCGGGAGAUCUCUCGCAAAAGGGUGAAAGUUCCCUUCCUCUCUUCGCCUCCGAUUCUGGAAACUCCAACCUUAACCCUAAUUAAAUGGGGAAAGUGGAGAAGGUCUUCCAGGUCUUCUGCAUCGGGACCGCGGACACCAAGCUGGAGGAGCUCCGUUUCCUCUCUGAGCGUAUCCGAUCCGAUAUCACGACCUUCUCCAAGGGUUCUUCCUUCAAGGUGCAAGUUAGCGUGAUCGAUGUCUCCACUAAUAAGAAGAAAAUAACGAGUUUGGAAGACAUUUCUUUGGUGAGCACGGAGGAUGUUCUUUCUCACUAUUUGGGUAUUGAAGAGCAUUCUUCUUACAAGCUUCCAGAUGACAGAGGUGAAGCGAUUGCAACAAUGAGCAAGGCUCUUCAGUAUUUUCUAAAGAAAGCUUAUGAAGAUGGUAUCCUAGUUGGAGCUAUAGGCCUUGGUGGCAGUGGGGGAACUUCCUUGAUUGCUCCUGCAUUAAGAUCUCUUCCUCUAGGAGUGCCUAAACUCAUUGUAUCUACUGUGGCUAGUGGUCAAACUGAACCUUACAUUGGGACAUCUGAUCUCACACUGUUUCCAUCAGUUGUUGACAUCUGUGGGGUCAACAAUGUUAGUAGGGUAGUAUUGUCUAAUGCUGGAGCAGCUGCUGCUGGAAUGGUUAUUGGGAAAUUGUUGACAUCUGAUGAUCCUAGUGGAAUGACUGAGAAACCGACUGUUGGCAUAACCAUGUUUGGAGUUACAACUCCAUGUGUAAGUGCUGUGAGAGAAAGGUUAAUGAAAGAAGGGUAUGAGACACUUGUAUUUCAUGCCACUGGAGUUGGUGGCAGAGCUAUGGAAGAUCUUGUCAGAGAGGGCUUUAUACAGGGUGUCCUGGACAUCACAACAACUGAAAUUGCUGAUCAUAUUGUUGGUGGUGUCAUGGCCUGUGACAAUACACGAUUUGAUGCCGCAAUAGAGAAAAAGGUUCCUCUAGUUCUUAGUGUAGGGGCCUUAGAUAUGGUUAACUUUGGAGCAAAACAUACGAUACCUUCCAUCUUUGAACAAAGAAAGAUCCAUAUACACAACGAGCAGGUUUCUCUAAUGCGAACUACUGUGGACGAGAACAAGAAGUUUGCCAGGUUUAUAGCUGAGAAAAUGAAUAAAUCAUCAUCAAGGGUUUGUGUUUGUUUGCCACAGAAGGGUGUUUCGGCUCUUGAUGCGCCUGGGAAGUCAUUUCAUGAUCCUGAGGCCACAUCUGCUCUUAUAAAUGAAUUAGAUAAACUUGUCGAGAAAAGCGAAGAACGAAAGGUGAAGAUAUUUCCACACCAUAUUAAUGAUCCCGAAUUUGCAGACGCCUUGGUUGACUUAUUCUUGGAGAUGUAUAGCAAUUUCUCUAGAAACACAAUUCCCCGACAAAAUGUUAGUUUUGAAGAGAGGCAAAGCAUAAAUAAGGAAAGAAGUACUUCAGAUGGCCAAGCCAUUUGGCGAACUCCAAUAGACUUUCCUGAUGCAAAACCAGAAACUUUGCAGAGGACACAGACAAUACUACACCAAUUAAAGCAACAGAUAAGUAAAGGUGUGCCUAUAAUAGGGGCAGGUGCUGGGACAGGCAUAUCUGCCAAGUUUGAAGAAGCAGGUGGUGUGGAUCUGAUAGUCUUGUACAACUCUGGACGGUUUCGGAUGGCAGGAAGGGGUUCCUUAGCAGGAUUAUUGCCAUUUGCAGAUGCUAAUGCAGUUGUUCUUGACAUGGCCAAUGAAGUAUUGCCAGUGGUAAAAGGAGCGCCAGUUCUGGCUGGAGUAUGUGCUACCGAUCCAUUUCGUCAAAUGGGUCACUUUCUAAAGCAGUUGGAAGCAACUGGAUUUUCUGGCGUGCAGAAUUUUCCAACAGUUGGACUGUUUGAUGGUAACUUCCGCCAAAACCUGGAAGAGACAGGAAUGGGCUAUGGCUUGGAGGUGGAAAUGAUACACAGAGCUCAUAAAAUAGGCUUCUUGACAACUCCAUAUGCUUUCAAUCAAGAUGAAGCUGUUGCCAUGGCCAAAGCCGGUGCUAAUAUUAUAGUGGCACAUAUGGGUCUAACAACAUCCGGAUCUAUUGGCGCAAAAACAGCUCUUUCCUUGGAUGACUGCGUGGUUCGUGUUCAAGCCAUUGCUGAUGCUGCAGUUGGUAUAAAUCCUAAUAUUAUUGUUCUCUGCCAUGGAGGUCCUAUCUCUGGUCCUCGCGAAGCUGAAUUCAUUCUAAAGAGUACCAAGGGGGUUCAUGGGUUUUAUGGUGCAUCUAGCUUGGAGAGGCUGCCAGUUGAGCAAGCUAUAACAAACACUGUCAAGCAGUAUAAAUGCAUUUCCAUAAAGAGAGAUUAACUCCGUUUUGCACUAAAUUUCUUGAUUGUAUCCCUUAUUUCUGUUAAGCUGUGUGUAUUUCCUGUGCAUUUUCACAUGGAAAACCUUUUAUUUGACUUUAUUUCCACGUGCAAUUUUGAACAAAUAAGGAUGACAUAAAUCUUGCAAAACUACUGCUUAUUGCAUUUAGUGCAUCUGUUAUGUGAAA